AUUAGUGCACGCCCCUCCCUCCCCCUGAACGCGGAAGUGGAUGCUGAUGAUGUGCCGCCACACGCAGCUGCUCGCUGGGAAUGUCGGAGCUGCACCAAACUACUCGUCUUCACUUCAUUGCGGACGCGUUGUGAGGGAACAUUUGGAUUAACCGACAUUUAACCGACAGGCAGCCCGCGGACGACGGUAUCUAUUUCCCUGUCAGUCGGUGGUCCGCACGGAGGGACGCUGUUCGUGAUGCGCCUGUGAUACGGCUGUCUGCUUUUUGAUACCGUCCGACUUAAAGAAUCAUCUGUGUAGCACGGGAGCAGCAAAGUGGUGGCGUGGAACGCUGUAAGCAGGAAGUGAAUGUUCGUAGUAGGGUAUCCAAGCGCGGCGUUGCAGUUGAAAACCAUCAUGCCCGUUGCUGUGGCGUCGGGACAGGAAGCGAGUGUGUGAGCCUCCCUGGUCGGUUGUGCUGGGAUGAACAUGCCACUGCAUCAAAUCUCUGUCAUCCCCCGCGAUGUCACCUCGUCGCGGGUGUCUGGCAGCGGAAAAUCCAAGGACAAGGACAAGCAGAAUGAAAAACCUCUCGGUCAUUCAGCAAGCAGAUCCAGCAAUAUAUCAAAGGCGGGAAGUCCGACCUCCGUGAACGCUCCAUGUAGCUUCUCAAGAACGUCUGUGUCUCCCUCCAGCCAGGACAUCUGCAGCAGUCCCGAUCAAGGGUGCCAGAAGCAGACCACUGUUGUUCUCUUGGCUCCUAACGGUAAAAACUCGGAAGGUUCUGGAGGUGUUACAGUGACCACCGUCUGCGCAGACUCUCCGCCCGCCCCCAAACAGCGAGACUGGCUCUCACUUCUGCGCCCAACCUCGGUCAACAUUCGCCCUUACGGUUCGCUGCGCUUCUCGGUAUCGCUCAAUGACGUGGGCCAGCGUGUGGACAGCCUUUAUCGUGGUCUACACUUUAUUGAUCGCACCUGCUCUGAGGGGGAGCUGGAGCUGAAGCCCACGCCCGCCCAGCCUGGGGCCUCCGAUCCGAGGGCAGUGGACACUCUAAUAAAAGGAACACAGAGCACGGACAUCUUAACACAGCCCCACCUGGUCCCCUCUUUUACCAACAACUACAAAUACACGUUGGGCCUCCCCCUUAAUACCCACCACCCUACAGAUAACGCCCUACCAGUCCUUCAUGCUCCUCCCCUUCCUCCGCCCCCUCACCAACCCCAUCACUCUCCAAGCUCCAACUUCCUCCGUCUGCUCCUCCCAUUCUCCCGAUCCUCAACCUCGGCCAGCCUGCAGUGUUCCGAGCUGGACGGCUACGCUUCUCACCAUCGCGUCAACAAGUCCUCCAGCGCCAUCUUGGAAGGCAGCGAGUUGGAGUUUGCGCCCGAGGAGCUGCUGGCGGACGAGGUGCUCGCGGGGAACCGGUGCACUCGGUCUCCAGGGGUAAAGAGCACGGCGGAUAAGACCGCCGCUGAUCUGGCCCCCCUGUGCUACAUGGAUGAGGACAGCGACCUGGACCGCUGCCCUUCUCCUUUGUCAGGGAAAACUGAACCCCAGUCCCCCUAUUCGCUGUCUGGCGACUGCUGCAGGAUCUGUCACUGCGAAGGCGACGACGAGAGUCCUCUGAUCACGCCGUGUCACUGCACGGGCAGCCUGCGCUUUGUGCACCAGUCAUGUCUGCAGCAGUGGAUCAAGAGCUCGGACACUCGCUGCUGUGAGCUCUGCAAGUACGAGUUUAUCAUGGAGACCAAGCUGAAGCCUCUACGCAAGUGGGAGAAGCUUCAGAUGACAGCGAGCGAGAGGAGGAAGAUCAUGUGCUCGGUCACCUUCCACGUCAUCGCCAUCACAUGCGUGGUUUGGUCGCUCUACGUGCUCAUCGACAGGACGGCGGAUGAAAUCAAACAAGCCCGGAGUAUCCCAGGCAUCAUGGAGUGGCCCUUCUGGACCAAACUGGUGGUGGUGGCCAUCGGCUUCACGGGCGGACUGGUGUUCAUGUACGUGCAGUGCAAAGUCUACAUCCACCUAUGGAGGAGACUCAAGGCCUACAACCGCGUCAUCUACGUCCAGAACCGUCCGGACUCGUGUAAAAAACUGGCGCUGGAGAAGCCCCCCCUCUUGGAGCCCAGCGUGGACAGCAAGGAGACUGUGGCCCCCGCCCUGUCGGAGACAAACUCCUCCCACUAUACGGAGACGGACGACUACAGUAUGGAGGUGCUCCAUGUGUGAGCUGGAUGUCCUGGAGAGAAGCUGGGACUUUUUUCAUGAGUCCUAGUUCUGGACCAGACCUGUUGUGGAACUGGACUCCGGUCCAUCUUUAGCCCCGCCCACCCACCUGACACACAAACUGAGCUGCAUUUACGCACUUUUCUUUUUUAGCUUGCAAAAAGCCUCUUUUCUUCGUCGUCUUACUCGGACGGGCUUUUAUUUCCCCAAAUCUCACGGACGACGUUGGAAGGAGAAGCUUUUGAACAUGAAUUCACAAUUUUAUUUGUAUUUUGUGGGGCUCAAGCACAUAGCGUCUUGCACAUGUGGACGGAAAUCCACGUAUUUAUUUAACCCGACACACACUUUCUGAAGGCUUUGAGAAUGUGACAAAUACGUUUUACUGUUAUCAAGACGUUACAUUGACAUGACAACAAAGUAUCACCUGCAGGAUAUUUUUACAGCUGUAAAAAAAAAACAAAAAAACAUGAUUCCACACUGGCACAGCCUUAAAUAUUCCAACCAAGCAAUUUUCAUGCUGUAAAAAUAUCCUCCAUAUUAUUUGCUGUCACCUAAACAUGUACCGCCAUAUUCCCUGUGCAGUUUUUUCAAGGAGAAAUCCACCGCUGCCUUGCCCGACGGUCCCCCUGCUACGUCUGCCCUGUGUCCUCACACCUCACAAUAAAGCGUUCCUCAUCUUAGUCCAUCGAGGUAAGCAGCAUUUGUGUCACCAGAGCUCGUCGGAAAACAAAAUGUUUUGAGAUGUGUAGCGAAGCAUUUUAAAAAAAAUACACUUCUGAUGCACACAAACCAGUCAAAUGUUUAGAUACACCUCCUUGUUCAGUACCUUUCAGUUGUUACACUGGAGGUGACUGGAGGAAAAGCAUGUAAGAAAAUACAUAUUUUGAGAUGUGUAGUGAAGCCUUUUUCCAAAAACAUUUACCUAUCUGAUACACACAAACCAGUCAAAUUUUAGAGACAUCUUAUUCAAUAUGAUUUAAUUGACCUACAUUAGGAAGAAAAGCAUGUAAUAAAACUAAUAUUUUAAGAUGUGUAGUAAAGCCUUUUUCAAAAAAAAAAAAAAUUGCCCAUCUGAUACACACAAACCAGUCAAAUUUUAGAGACACCUUCUUAUUCAAUAGCCUUCAAUUGGCCUACACGAGGAGGAAAAGCAUGUAAGAAAACAAAUAUUUUGAGAUGUGUAGUGAAGCCUUUUUCCAAAAAUAUUUACACAUCUGAUACACACAAACCAGUCAAAUGUUUAGAGACACCUUCUUAUUCAAUAUGAUUUAAUUGACCUACACUAGGACGAAAAGUAUAUAAUAAAACUAAUAUUUUGAGAUGUGUAGUGAAGCCUUUAAAAAAAAAAAAAAUUUACACAUCUGAUACACACGAACCAGUCAAAUGUUUAGAGACACAUUCUUAUUCAAUAUGAUUUAAUUGACCUACACUAGGAGGGAAAACAUGUAAUAAAACUAAUAUUUUGAGAUGUGUAGUAAAGCCUUUUUCAAAAAAAUAUUUACACAUCUGAUACACACAAACCAGUCAAAUGUUUAGAGACACCUUCUUAUUCAAUAUGAUUUAAUUGACCUACACUAGGAGGAAAAGCAUGUAAUAAAACAAAUAUUUUGAGAUGUGUAGUGAAGCCUUUUUCAAAAAAAAUAUUUACACAUCUGAUACACACGAACCAGUCAAAUUUUAGAGACACCUUCUUAUUCAAUAUGAUUUAAUUGACCUACACUAGGAGGAACAGUAUGUAAUGAAACUAAUAUUUUGAGAUGUGUAGUGAAGCCUUUUUCAGAAAAAAUAUUUACACAUCUGAUACACACGAACCAGUCAAAUGUUUAGAGACACCUUCUUAUUCAAUAGCCUUUAAUUGACCUGCACCAGGAGGAAAAGCAUGUAAUAAAACUAUUUUGAGAUGUGUAGUGAAGCCUUUUUCCAAAAAUAUUUACACAUCUGAUACACACGAACCAGUCAAAUGUUUAGAGACACCUUCUUAUUCAAUAUGAUUUAAUUGACCUACACUAGGACGAAAAGUAUAUAAUACAACUAAUAUUUUGAGAUGUGUAGUGAAGCCUUUAAAAAAAAAAAAUAUUUACACAUCUGAUACACACGAACCAGUCAAAUUUUAGAGACACCUUCUUAUUCAAUAUGAUUUAAUUGACCUAAACUAGGAGGAAAAACAUGUAAUAAAACUAAUAUUUUGAGAUGUGUAGUAAAGCCUUUUUCAAAAAAAUAUUUACACAUCUGAUACACACGAACCAGUCAAAUUUUAGAGACACCUUAUUCAAUAUGAUUUAAUUGACCUACACUAGGAGGAAAAACAUGUAAUAAAACUAAUAUUUUGAGAUGUGUAGUAAAGCCUUUUUCAAAAAAAUAUUUACACAUCUGAUACACACAAACCAGUCAAAUUUUAGUGACACCUUCUUAUUCAAUAUGAUUUAAUUGACCUACACUAGGAGGAAAAGCAUGUGAUAAAACUAAUAUUUUGAGAUGUGUAGUGAAGCCUUUUUCAAAAAAAAUAUUUACACAUCUGAUACACACAAACCAUUCAAAUGUUAAGAGACACCUUCUUAUUCAAUAGCCUUCAGUUGACCUACACUAGAGGUGACUGGAGAAAAAGCAUGUAAGAAAACAAAUAUUUUGAGAUGUGUAGUGAAGCCCUUUUUUCACGUUUUUUUUUACACUUCCAAUACACACAAACCAUUGAAACGUUUAGAGACACCUUUUUAUUCAAAAACGUACAGUUGACCUACACUAGAGGUGGCUGGAGGAGAAGCAUGUAAGAAAACAAAACAAUAUUUUGAUAUGUGUAGUGAAGCCUUUUAAAAACAUAUUUACACUUCUGAUACACCCAAAACAGUCUAAAGUUCAGCAUCCCUUUUUCAUUCAAUAGCAUUCAGUUGACCUACACUAGUGGUGACUAAAGGAAAAGCACAUAGAAAAACAAACAAUAUUUUUGAGAUGUAUAGCAAAGCCUUUAUAGAAAAGUACACUUAAUACACACAAAUCAGUAAAAUUUUUGAAAAAACCUUCUCAUUCAAUAGCAUUCAGUUGACUUAAACUAGAGGAAAAGCAGUUAGAAAAACAACAAAUAUUUUGGGAUGUGUAGCGAAGCCUUUCUGAUGCACAUACCCGUCAAAAGUUUAGCAACACUUUCUCAUUCAAUUGACCUACACUAGGGUGACUAGAGGAAAAGCAUGGAGGAAAACAAAAAAUAUUUUGAGAUGUGUAGCGAAGCCUCUUUUU
Entelurus aequoreus (snake pipefish) is the source of this 5436-nucleotide messenger RNA. It is a transcript of the gene marchf8, whose product is annotated as membrane-associated ring finger (C3HC4) 8. NCBI's taxonomy places the organism in Eukaryota, Metazoa, Chordata, Actinopteri, Syngnathiformes, Syngnathidae. Bases 463 to 2208 code for a protein of 581 amino acids. Gene Ontology annotation, molecular function: ubiquitin protein ligase activity; MHC protein binding; zinc ion binding. The transcript has 10 exons. Gene Ontology annotation, cellular component: early endosome membrane; late endosome membrane; lysosome. Gene Ontology annotation, biological process: antigen processing and presentation of peptide antigen via MHC class II; immune response; protein polyubiquitination. The record is from RefSeq and is a predicted model, not a curated record.